GAAAAGCAAAGUGGAGGACGUGACCAGUUGAAGGCGGCUCCCGAUCUCCUCUGUCGGAACCAUGCGUCCGUGAGUGACGGCAAUGUGCUGGUGAUCAGUCAGGCGUCCUUCCGGGAAGGUUCCAGACAGUCGAGGCUGCUGCGUUAGUGGUGUGUACACGUGAAGGGCGCGGAGUCGUGUGAGUCCGCAAUGGAUGACUUUGCCACACGGAGUUAUGGCACCAGCGCACAAGACAACCGGCCCUUGUUUGGGGAGACAUCGGCACGGGAUCGAAUUAUCAAUAUUGUUGUUGGUGUCCUCACGUCUCUGUUGUUGCUGGUAACGGUCAUCAGUGCUUUCGUUUUCCCUCACUUGCCUCCAAAGCCACUGAAUGUUUUCUUUGUCAUCUGUAUCUUGAUGAGCUGUGCCUCCAUCGGUGUCCUCAUCUACUGGUAUCGGCAGGGAGACCUGGAGCCGAAAUUCCGCAACUUGAUCUACUACAGCCUGUUCUGUGUGGUCAUGCUGUGCAUGUGUGCCAACCUGUAUUUCCACGAUGUUGGAAAAUGACUUGAUUCCCUCUUCUGCUCACCACCCCUACCCCCUCCACAACCCCCACCCCACCCCUCGCUCCAAGAUUUGGGAUGUUCGCGACGUCGGUCUCCGAACCCCCCCACACACCGGCCGACCGACCGACCGAAAGAGGGAGUUCCAGAAGGUCCCGGAAACACAACCCCAGGAGUCUUUGCAUCGAGAGCGCAUUUGGUUCUUUCUCCGCACGUUCCUCAUCGUUCCUUUUUCUCUUCCCCCCCCCCCCCCUCA
This is a messenger RNA of Callorhinchus milii (elephant shark), 798 nucleotides long. RefSeq names its product transmembrane protein 243, mitochondrial b (gene tmem243b). Bases 190 to 546 code for a protein of 118 amino acids. Lineage: Eukaryota; Metazoa; Chordata; Chondrichthyes; Chimaeriformes; Callorhinchidae. The record is from RefSeq and is a predicted model, not a curated record. The transcript is spliced from 4 exons.